This is a messenger RNA of Brassica rapa (field mustard), 2903 nucleotides long. Its product is annotated as growth-regulating factor 4. NCBI's taxonomy places the organism in Eukaryota, Viridiplantae, Streptophyta, Magnoliopsida, Brassicales, Brassicaceae. The record is from RefSeq and is a predicted model, not a curated record. Gene Ontology annotation, cellular component: nucleus. Gene Ontology annotation, biological process: developmental process; DNA-templated transcription; regulation of DNA-templated transcription. Gene Ontology annotation, molecular function: ATP binding.
ACAUCUAUUUCUAAUAUUUUAUUGAUGAGAAUAUUUUGGCUGAGGUGGAUAGUCUCAAAAGCCUUGAAUUUAGUCCCUUUUAUAUAGUAGGAUUUAGAUAUACUAGCGAAUCUUGUUUCAUUUCUUCUAGUAAUCAUAAAGUUUACAAAUCUCUCCAGAUUCAUAAAUAACCAUUGAUAAUACAUUUUCAAGGCAUAAAUAUUUUUUACUAUACAAACAGAAAUUGGAACCAUGACUCGGCCAUGACAUGAGACAGUCCAAGUAGAAAGAACCGACAAAAUAUUUAGUUUAAUCGUAUAAUUAUAUGAAAUGUUAAUUAGAGAAACUUUAAAAUGAAGUAUAGGUUCCAAAAAACCAAAAAACUUUCAAAUGCACAGACGUUAUAUACUAUAUUAGUGAAUAUUGAAUAAUAAUGCAACAGAUGAUAAAGUAAUGACGGUUACAAAUUAGAAUGGACUAAAUAGUUUAUUAGCGAAAAAACAAACAUACAUGUAAUUUAGUGGUUUCUGUCAUUACUCAAAUUCAAAUCUACAUAUUGGAUGAAAAAUAAACAUAUGUAGACCAGUUGAAAUGCUAAAAUAGUGUUGUGGUAAACAUACUAACCUAAUUAUAUAUUAAGCGGUUUAAUGUAAAUAGGAAAUUAUAGUUUUUUUUACAACAAAUAGGAAACCAUAGUUAGUCACCUCACAUCUGAUCAAAAUAUAUUGCAGUUCUCUCCAGGUGCAGUAUACUUAUGUCAUAAACUGCACAUUAGCUCACUGUGGAGUUAGCUGUUAGUCAAAUCCAAAGUCAUAAUGCACAGAAUCUAAUAUUCCCUCCGUUUUUUAUUAUAAGUCGUUUUAGAGAAACUUUUUUGUUCCAAAUUAUAUGUCGUUUUCGGUUUUCUAUGUAAAAUUUAUUAAUAAUUAAUGUUGUAUGACCAAUGGUAAUAUAUCUUAUAUUUUUCUAUUGAUUGAAUUGUGGUUAGGUAAAUAGUUAAUGAUGUUUUUGUUUAGAAAAUAUAAAAAAUUAAUGGUUUUCUUAAUCUACGUGUAUAACUGUAAAACGACUUAUAUUAAAAAACGAAGGGAGUACAUUUGUAACACAAUUGCUGAAACAAAUGACACAUUGAUUGAAUCUUUAAUUUUACAAUAUCUUAAUAAUAUAGGCUUCUCUUUUAUCUUUAAGUUACUAUACUACUUAUGAAAUAUUUAAAUGAGAUUAUAAAAGGAAGUGAUAUUUCCAAGGCAGUGAGACAUAAACACUGCAGGUUUAUCUCUUCAUUUGCAUCUUGCAGUGCUUGGUUUUCUGACUUACAUAAUUUUAUAAUCAGAUAAAGAUACCGUUAUAAAAUCAAGUAUUAUAUAAAAACCAAAAUUUGAUUAAAAAAACCAAACUUUUUACUUUUAAAUUUUGUUUUCCCUCAACUGUCUUGUCUCAUACCCUAAUAAAAAAAAAUUUCUUCUUUCUCUAGCAACUGCCUACAAAGAACAAAGAGAAGAAAAAACUUUUUGGGGUCACAAGCCAAGCACAUAAGACUUUUGUUGUGGUUGUCUUUGCUUAUUAAGCCAGGCUCUCCAAGACACAAAGAAGUGGAAAAAACUAUCCCAAAAGCAACCAACACAUUUCUCUCUCUCUCUUUCUCUGUCUCUCUCUUCCAUGGACUUGCAACUGAAGCAAUGGAGAAGUCAGCAGCAGAAUGAGUCAGAAGAACAAAGCUCUGCAACUAAGAUAUCAAACUUUUUCUUAGAUCAGAUUCGAUCCCAAACUGCAAGUUCUGCUGCUGCUGCUCUACCUCUCUUUGUCCCUGAACCCACCUCAUCUACCUCAGUCUCAUGUUUCUCUCCUAACACGUCCUCUUCCAGGUUUCUCAAGAUGGGAAACUUCUUUAGCUUGGCACAGUGGCAAGAACUUGAGCUACAAGCACUGAUCUACAGAUACAUGUUGGCUGGUGCUUCUGUUCCUCAAGAGCUUCUCUUACCCAUCAAGAAAAGUCUAUUCCAAUCUCCUUUGAACUUCCUUCACCAUCCUCAGCAACAGAACUUCCCUCAUCACCAACCUUGGUAUUGGGGAAGAGGAGCAAUGGAUCCUGAGCCAGGGAGGUGCAAGAGAACAGACGGGAAGAAAUGGAGAUGUUCUAGAGAUGUAGUAGGCGGUCACAAGUAUUGCGACCGCCACAUCCACCGUGGUCGAAACCGUUCAAGAAAGCCUGUGGAAACCGCCAAACCCGCCACCACAACCGCCGCAUCUUCCUUUGUCUUAGGCGAGGAUCUUGGUCAUGGACCAAACAAUAUCUUCUUCUCAUCUGACUCUUCACAUUCUUCAACUAAACAUCUCCACCUUACUAGUCAUCAAAGUUGUUCUUCAGGGAUGAAACAAGAAAGUAACAAAAAGAGGCCAUAUGAAGCUCACAGUGGACUCAGAUCAGAUGAUGGUAACACCCUGAGGCCUUUCUUUGACGACUGGCCACGAUCAUCUGAUUCUACCUCAAGUCCAAUGAGCUCAUCCAAUUGUCAUCUGUCCAUCUCCAUGCCCGGUAACACUUCAUCAGACGUCUCUCUAAAACUUUCCACAGGCGAUAAAGUAGAAGAAGCCAACAACAAUGAGAGGGAGCAGCAACAAAACAUGAAUUGGUGGAGCAGUGGAGGGAAUCACCACAACAUGGGUGGACCAUUGGCUGAAGCCUUGAGGUCAGCCUCUUCAACGUCAAGUGUUCUUCAUCAGAUGGGAAUCUCAGCUCAAGUCUUUCAUUGAAGAAAAUGUUACAAAGCCCAAAUCAAGUCCUCUUCUAAGCUUUUCUUUGAGACUGCAACUUUCUGCAGAUGUCUUUCUCUGUGUUUCAGUGAUGUUGUGAGUCCCUCUGCAGAAAUAUUUGUAAUAAUGUUUGGGACAUGUGUAAGCAAUGGAACUUUAUUUUUUAUAAU